Molecule: messenger RNA, 3562 nt
Organism: Sinocyclocheilus rhinocerous
Lineage: Eukaryota; Metazoa; Chordata; Actinopteri; Cypriniformes; Cyprinidae
Product: WD repeat-containing protein 47-like
Exons: 14
Coding region: 214-2835 (873 amino acids)
Molecular function (GO): protein binding
Source: RefSeq, a predicted model, not a curated record
CAGCGCGUCUCUCCGCCGGUAACCGGCGCUGCUGUUGCCGCUGAUGGAGAGAGGGAGACAGGCGGAAGGUGGGUGUGGACAUCCGAGCCAUUGUCGGGAUAAACGCACCUCACGCUCGGGCGGCUGAACGCUGAGCUCGCGCUAAUCCGCGCAGGAGAAGACUGAAUAAACAACUCGGCUCUGGCCAAAGCUUGAUUUUAGGAAUCUGACACCAUGACUGCAGAGGAGAUUAUAAACAUCAAAGAAGCAGAGAUAAUCAAGCUGAUCCUGGACUUUCUGAACUCCAGAAAGCUCCACAUCAGUAUGCUGGCCCUGGAAAAAGAGAGCGGCGUCAUUAAUGGGCUUUAUUCAGAUGAUAUGCUCUUCCUGAGGCAACUUAUAUUAGACGGGCAAUGGGAGGAAGUUUUGCAGUUCAUCCAGCCGUUGGAGUGCCUAGAUAAAUUUGACAGAAAGAAAUUUCGAUAUAUCAUCCUAAAACAGAAGUUUCUGGAAGCUCUGUGUGUAAACAACGCCAUAUCUGCGGCAGAUGACCCUGAGAAUCUGGAGCUGACCAUGCAAGACGCGGUGAAGUCCCUUCAUUCCCUGGAAGAGUUCUGCCCAACCAAAGAAGACUACAGCAAACUCUGCCUGCUCCUCACGCUCCCGCGCCUCACCCACCACGCCGAAUUCAAGGACUGGAACCCCAGCACGGCCCGCGUGCACUGCUUCGAGGAGGCCUGCUCCAUGGUGGCCGAAUUCAUCCCUGCCAACCGCAAACUGAGCGAAGCCGGAUUCAAAGCCAGCGGCGACCGUCUGUUCCAGCUCCUCAUCAAGGGAAUCCUGUACGAAUGCUGCGUUGAGUUCUGCCAGAGCAAAGCCACUGGAGAGGAAAUCAAUGAGGAGGAGGUUCUCCUCGCCGUCGACGUCCUGUGCGGGAACGGUUGCGAGGAACUGGACUUGAGUUUGUUGUCUUGGCUGCAAAACCUCUUGCCGUCGGUCUUCGCUUGCGCAUUUGAGCAGAAGACCCUCAGCAUCCAAGUGGACCGGCUCGUCAAACCGGUCCGGACGGGUCACGCAGAUCUUCUCACACCUCUGCUCACCAAACUCUCGCCCUGCCCAGCAUCGCCUCUGCGGCGGCCCCACUCGGCGGAUACUUACAUGUCCCGCUCUCUCAAUCCCGCCCUGGACGGUCUGUCCCACGGCUUGGUGGGAAGGGAAAAGAAAAGCACGGAGGGUGACGGGAAAGCAACGGCCAUGUCGCAGUCGUUCGCCAACUUUGGGUAUCCUUCAGGAGGAAAUGGAAGCAAAAACGCAAUGGAGAGCAACAUCCUCAGUGAUUCGCCUGACAGAGCACCGGACGAGAGGAUAAACGGCUCAGGAGGAGCGAACUCACUGCGUCCUCCACUGACUCCAGGCAGAGAUGGUGGAGCCAUGGGUUCAGCUGAAAAAUCGGAGGAGCAGCUUCAGGAGUUCCAGCGGCAGCGGCUGCGGGUGCAGCAGCAUCUCGAGCAGAAGCAGCAGCAGAGGCAGCUGUACCAUCAGAUGCUGCUGGAGGGUGGAGUUCAUCCCCCAGAUCAGCCCACAGACGCAGCGCAGCACAAUCUCACACAGAAGUUCCUCAACAGGUCCAUUCAGAAACUGGAGGAGCUGAACGUGGGAAUGGAGGACCUGGGUGAAGACGUCCAGGCUUUGGCCCAGCAGUGUAACGGUACGGCAGCGAGCGGAGCCAGUAAACAGACCCCAGAGACCGGCUCAGGCCAGAACAAGACCGCAGUGAUCAGCAGCACCCCUCAGAAGGGAGGAGGCCGAGGCGUCCCAUCUCUGGACGAGUCCCCAGUGCUGGUCAACCAGAGUGUGUUUCAGGACGAGAAACCCAAAUCCCCAUUUGUUGCAGUGCAGACGCUGGAGGACACACAGGCUGUGCGCGCGGUCGCCUUCCACCCGUCCGGGACCCUCUACGCAAUCGGUUCCAACUCCAAAACACUGCGUGUCUGCACUUACCCACAAUCCCUCAAAACCAGCGCUCAGGGUCCAGUAAAACAGCCUGAGAUCUGCUUUAAGCGUAUUAAACACCAUAAAGGCUCUAUUUACUGUGUGGCCUGGAGUCCCUGUGGGCAGCUUCUCGCCACGGGCUCCAAUGACAAGUAUGUCAAAGUUCUUCCGUUCAAUGCGGACACCUGCAACGCCACAGGUCCAGAUCUAGAGUUCAGCAUGCAUGACGGCACCAUCAGAGACCUGGCGUUUAUGGAGGGUCCCGAAAGCGGAGGGGCGAUCCUGAUCAGCGCUGGGGCUGGAGACUGUAACAUCUACACCACUGACUGCCAGAGAGGACAGGGGCUGCACGCGCUCAGCGGACACACAGGACACAUCCUGUCUCUGUACACGUGGGGCGGGUGGAUGAUCGCCUCCGGCUCUCAGGAUAAGACGGUGAGGUUUUGGGACCUGCGUGUGCCCAGCUGUGUGAAGGUGGUUGGGACGGCCCUGCAUGGAACAGGAAGUGCUGUGGCCUCGGUGGCGGUGGAUCCCAGUGGGCGGCUCAUGGCCACCGGAUUGGAGGACUGUCGCUGCAUGCUUUAUGACAUCAGAGGAGGUCGAAGCGUCCAGGCGUAUCGGCCGCACACCAGCGACGUGCGUUCAGUGCGCUUCUCUCCUGGAGCUCACUAUCUGCUCACCGGCUCCUACGACAACAAAGUCAUGAUCACUGACCUUCAAGGGGAUCUCACCAAAACGCUGCCGGUCAGUGUGGUCGCUGAACACGCCGAGAAAGUGAUCCAGUGCCGGUGGCACACCAGAGACCUGUCCUUCCUGUCCUCCUCAGCCGAUAAGACGGUCACACUGUGGGCAUAUCAGCCUUAACCACAGCAGAAGCCAAACACCGGAGUGAACGAGUGUGUCAGUGUGUGUUUGUUUGUAUUUCUUUGUAACUUCAGUACACUCACAUGAGGGGAAAAAAAAACCGGCUGUUGAUUCUCAGUCCUAGUCAUGUCUACAUCUGGAAUCGCAUGUCUACUGGAAGAAACGGCUUUAUUGUCAAAUAUAUUGCAAUUCAGAAACAACUAAAACAUGGAAAAAGCCACGCGUAGCAUUGCUUCUAUAUUUUGCUAUUUCAAGUGAACGAAACAGUCCUGAAAAUGUGAGCUGAAUUGUGCCUUGAGGUGAUGUUCUCUGUAGUUACACUUCUGGAACUGAUUGUCUUGUAAAUAUGAGCUUUUGUAUAGGCUUAAACGCUAACUUAUAAGAUCAUUGUAUAGCACACUGCACUAUAGACUUCACUCACUGAGCCACUGUUUAUGCCGCAUGAAUAGUCAUGUCUUUAUUUAAAUCAAUGUAAAUGACGCGAUGCUGCGUAAAUGCUGAGGAUAAAAGUUUGGUGAAAGUCGUCCUCCUCGGUGUUAAAAUGGUUUCAUGCAUUUUUAGGAAUGCUUUUAUUUUGGAUUGUCAUUUUUCCUAAUGCAUAUAUUUAUAUGCAUAAUAUGCAUCACUUUUGCACAUAAAUUGAGCACCUUUUUGUAUUGAUGCAGAGGACAGUUAGAGGACUCUCUAAUCACUUGAUGUACAAAGUAUGUAUUAGUAAUUUAUUUGA